CUCUCUCUGAUACCACCAGAGUUUAAUUAUGUCAAAUCCCAAUUCAAUUACUAUUCCCUCAUCAGCUCCUGAGGACGGAACAUAUAAAAGGUGUAUUUCUAUGGCAGCAGCAACAGGGGAUUGGGCAAUAGCUUCCUCUUACGAUAAAACUCAUCCUAACUGGAUAUCUACUCCCUUGACUGUGGAUGGAGACACAGCUCUCCAUAUUGCAGUGAGAAUGGAAGAAACUAAAUUUGUUGAAAAGUUGGUUGAACGUACUAGCAAAAAAGAUAUGGAAAUUCGUAGAACCGAUGGAAAUACUGUCUUUUGUUUAGCUGCUGUUUCAGGAAAUGUGAAAAUUGCAAGAAUUUUAUGUGAAAAGAAUCCAGAAUUGGUAUGGAUUAAAGGCCAUGAAGAACAGUUACCAAUUCAAUUGGCUUCCUUAGCUGGACAACUUCAUAUGGUGAAGUUUUUGUUUCAAAGGAUUGAACAAGACAACAACAUUAAUUUACCAUUUCAAGAUAUAAUCAAACUAUUUUUCUUGACCCUGACCAACAACAUUUAUGCUGCAGCAUGGAGUUUGGUGAUUCAAAAUUCAGAACUCGCUCAUACAGAAAAUGAAAAUGGACUAAAUGCCUUGCAAUUGCUUGCUCAAUCACCUUUCGAAGAAAAUGCUCCUUGCUACAAAGAUCUUGUAAGAGUAUUGUUUGAGAGAAUGGAAGAGGAAGAAGAUGAAUUUCUACAAUAUACAAAAACUUCAAAAGCAAUGUUUGAUGCAGCACAGUUAGGCAACAUCUUAAUUUUAGAAUUUAUUUUCAACUAUAAUCCGAAUAUAUUUAUGGAAGUCAAUUCUGAAGGGCAAAGUUUACUUCACGUUGCGAUUUUACACCGACAAGAACUUGUGUACCAUCUAAUAUUGAGCAAGGGUUCAUACAAAAAUGUUUUGGUGCAAAUUGUUGAUCAGGAGGGAAACAAUGUUCUUCACUUGGCUGGAAAGUUUGUUUCUAAAGGAAGAUUUGGAUCACCUCAUAUACAUCAAGAUCUUCUAAUUCACAGUGAUGAGUCAUGGUUUAAGAAAGUGGAGAAGAUAGUACCUCCCACAUUAAAAAGCAUGGAAAAUAAAAAUGGUAUGACCCCAACAGAAAUAUUUUACAAGGAACAUAAAGAAUCAUAUGAGAAAGCUGUAACUGAAGUGAAUGGAACUGCAAAUACUUUUAUAGUUGUGGCAGCUUUGUUUCUAUCACUAAGCAUAACUGCAGCUCUAUCAAUUCGUAAUAAUAAGAUUAGUGAAAAUACUCAUUUUCUUCGUUACAAAAAAUGGUUCUAUUUAUUUAUUUUAUCAAUUGGAUAUGGAGUGAGCUUGUGUGCAACAUCAAUGCUUCUUCUCAACUCAAUUAUACUUCCAUCAACAUGGACAAAAAAACGAGGUUAUGUUAAUUCUCGAUUAUCAAGGAUGUCACUUGGUUAUUUUUCCCUUUAUUCAUCUUUUCUUGUCUUGGUUAUAAUUUCUAUUUUCUCUGGGGUCAUUUUGGUCUAUAGCUUCUUCCCCAACUGGGUCUUUUAUGUCAUUGAUCUACUUUGUGCUAUUCCAAUCACCUUGAAUUUUUUUAUUUUCUUUUAUCCUUUAUAUUUCUAUUUAGUCUUAAAACUAGCCUUCUACACUCGACGUGUAACAAUGAUUAUGUCAAAUAUGUGAUGUAAAAUUAUUUUCUACAUUU
Medicago truncatula (barrel medic) is the source of this 1697-nucleotide messenger RNA. RefSeq lists its product as uncharacterized. The transcript is spliced from 5 exons. Gene Ontology annotation, molecular function: protein binding. The record is from RefSeq and is a predicted model, not a curated record. The coding region runs from base 29 to 1675 and encodes 548 amino acids. Gene Ontology annotation, cellular component: membrane. NCBI's taxonomy places the organism in Eukaryota, Viridiplantae, Streptophyta, Magnoliopsida, Fabales, Fabaceae.